Orbilia oligospora ATCC 24927 is the source of this 2226-nucleotide messenger RNA. RefSeq lists its product as uncharacterized. NCBI's taxonomy places the organism in Eukaryota, Fungi, Ascomycota, Orbiliomycetes, Orbiliales, Orbiliaceae. The transcript has 2 exons. The record is from RefSeq and is a predicted model, not a curated record. The coding region runs from base 1 to 2226 and encodes 741 amino acids.
AUGACCGAGAAUCAAGAAUUUAUUACGCCAGCCGAUAGAUUCGAUAAUCCGUUGGAUAAGCCUUUAGCGAACGGCGCUGCUACUACAGACUCAAUUGACAAAGGCGCGAUGGCUAAAGCUGAAGGCGAAGAAGCUGCGGCUGCUUGGGGGUUGGAUGAUGAUAAGGGGAAGGGCAUCGUAGGCGAACCUGAUGCGAUCCCAGAUACAGCCGAAAAGUUAGAGAAUGGAUCCGCAGAUCAUAAGCCUGCUGAGGUGAAUGGCGACGGACACAAGGGUGAGGACGCGACGGUUGAGGAAGCAAAUGUUGAAAAACCAAAAGAUGAAGAGCCAGAUGCCGAGGGGCCAAAAGACGGUGAACCAGAGUCUAAAGAGCCAGAAGCCGAUGCCGAGGACCCCAAAAUCGAGGAACCAGAAUCAAAAAUUGAGGAUCCCAAAGACGAUAUCCCCGACACGAAAACCGAAGAUCCAUCUGAAGAGGAGAGGAAGCUUGCCCCGCCAGUCGACCUUGAUGUUCCAGACACUGCAGACACGAAGGAAUACAUACCCGAGGAGCCUGUCGUAAAGAAGGCUGAGGAGCCUGUCGCAGAUGAACAUGCGCCUAGCAAAUCAUUGGCAGAUGAGCUCGCAGCUGUUGAGGCAGCUGGUGAGGAAGAGGAGGAAGAAUCUCCAGUUGGAAAAGCGACUGUAGAGGAAUCCGAAGCCGAGAAACCAACAAGUGAGGAAGUUUCAACAGAAAACCCUGCUGGAGAGGAGCCUACCGAGCCAGCAUCAACUGAAGAGAAGACAGAGGUGCCUGCGCCUGAGGAAUCUGCUACCGCUGUGAAAGAAGUAACUGCCGAUGCUACAGCCCCGGUUGAAGAUGUGCCUGAAGCCAAAGCCGAGGAGCCUGAGGCUGUUCAGGAUGCACCGGCCCUAGAAACCACGGCUAUGGAGACGGCGCCUGAAGGAGACACAGUUUUAGAAGAGAAGACAACAACAGAGGCCCAGACAGUUCCUGAGGUCGAGGCAACCACAGAAACCGAAGCCGCCCCCGAACCUACAGCCGAACCAGCUCCAGAAGAGCCAGUUGUUCAGAAAAGACCAAUCAUGGAACCGCCAAAGCCUACAACCUUAGCCUCCCUCACGUCCACCGACAGAGACUUCACCUCCACAAGAUAUCAAUCCACGACGUCCCCACAAUUCCUCAAUAAGCCUCAUCAGGCGGCAAACCACUCCCUCGAUCUCGAUGACAGGAAUAUGCAAUCAUCUGUCAAUAACUGGUAUAAAAAGAUCUUUUCAUUCGCGGACUCUCUAAACUGGCGACCGGGUUGGGACCACCUCGAAGAAUUUGAUCACCUAGUCAAAUCAACCGAAGCCGCUCUAUCCCAAAUUUCCCUCCUUCCAGCUCAAGAGUGGUGGGCUGAGAAGCCGAAGGACAUAUCAAUUGACUGGGAUAAUAUUGAUGAAGCGGGUGCCAAGUAUGAGGAAUUUUGGGAAUGGAAGAGCAAGAUCGCGCUUUCUGGUAUCUUGGCGAACUUUGCAUGCAGGGAAAUCUUCGGCAAGACCGUAUUUGGAUUGGAUGAUAAGAUGACAAGGAAACUAGGCCUUGCCAUGUCGGUUUUCACCACGGAUUUCGGUGACGAUAUCACUGCGACGAAAUUCCGACACAUGACACUCAAGCUUCUCCAAGAAUCCAGGUCCUUCGGAAGCUCUAGUAGAAAGCAGCUCGUCAAAUUAUCCCAAGAGCUAGCCAACGUUCUCUCGCCGCUCACUCCAUUUUUCCCCGUUAAGGAACCUCAGACGGACGAAGAAAAGCAACAACAGGCUCAUUAUACGCCUUUGACCCUUGUCCUCUACGAAAAGGUCCUGCUUGCCACACAUACUUUACAUGACACUAUCCAGAAAGAUUACAAGUACUAUGCGCUGUUCCAUCCUGUUCCCGGCGUCGAGUUUGACGAGACAACCAUGGAGGAAUCGACAUUCCAGGGUAUCGGUGCUGGUAGGGGUGCGGUUUCCUUUGUUGCCAGACCAGGUCUUGCGAGGCUAGGGUUGCCUCGAGGUGGCGAACCCGAAGACAUCAUCAUCGUUCACAAGGCGCUUGUUGUCAGGGAAGAUGCCUUGGAAGAAGGGUUAAAACACUUUGAUCUGUCAAUCGACGAAACCGCCCCAGAGCCGCCAGCAGAAGAACCUUCAACGGAUGUUGCGCCGGCUGAGACAGUGCCCGCAGAGGAAGUCAAAGUCGAGUAA